Ctenopharyngodon idella (grass carp) is the source of this 1935-nucleotide messenger RNA. It is a transcript of the gene tmeff2b, whose product is annotated as transmembrane protein with EGF-like and two follistatin-like domains 2b. Bases 327 to 1391 code for a protein of 354 amino acids. The transcript is spliced from 9 exons. Lineage: Eukaryota; Metazoa; Chordata; Actinopteri; Cypriniformes; Xenocyprididae. Gene Ontology annotation, molecular function: protein binding. The record is from RefSeq and is a predicted model, not a curated record.
AGAGAUACUUAAGCCAGCGCUUUAGCAUUAUUUUCCCCUCAGAAUGGAGUGAUCAACUAGUGGAUCCGGACAGCUUUUUCAGGUCCAUGCUUGGAUGUUUAUAUCUUUUCAUCUCAGCUUUGAGUUUCAUCACUGCAACCGGACACUUCCACUUGUCAAGACAGUCCAACCGCACCGGUAUCAGAGCACAUACAUACAUGGGGAUCAUCGCAGCAUUGCCCGGAAGAUGUGUAUCACUGCUCCGCUGCUGAGAUCUGUGUCGCCUGCGCUCGUCGUGGGAUCGGAUCCCUCGGUUCAUGUCCCCGUGUCAUUCCCGGUGAACUGAGAUGGCUCUUUGCGCUGUGCUGCGACAGACACGCAGACCGCGGCAGGAGAAUUGGACACAUUUAGUUUUACUUACGACCUAUUGCUUUUUUUGUAUAUUACCACUGAAACAACUUUGCGCGUUCCCAUCAUCGCUGAGCGACUGUCAAACACCCACCGGGUGGAACUGCUCCGGGUUCGAAGAGCAGGACACCGAUCUUUUUCUGUGUGACACAAACACGUGCAAGUUUGACGGCGAGUGUCUGCGAAUCGGGGACACGGUGACGUGCAUCUGUGAUUUUAAGUGCAGCAGUGACUAUGCUCCAGUGUGUGGAUCUAACGGCGAGAGCUAUGAGAACCACUGUCUUCUGCGCAAAGAUGCCUGCAAAUUGCAGACAGAGGUGCUGCUGGUGUCAGAGGGCGCCUGCCCUGUUGAUGCUGGCUCUGGAUCAGGGGAUGAUGUUAACGAGGGUUCAGCAGAGAUCAGUCAGAAGGAGACAUCAACGUGCGACAUUUGUCAGUUUGGGGCAGAGUGUGACGAAGAUUCUGAGGACGUGUGGUGUGUGUGCAAUAUUGAUUGCUCUCACAUCAGUUUUAAUCCAGUUUGUGCAUCAGACGGCCGUUCCUAUGACAACCCCUGCCAGGUGAAAGAGGUGUCGUGUCAGAAGCAGGAGAGGAUUGAGGUCAAAUACCUCGGACAUUGUAAGGAGGAGAAAGACCAGGUGAGUGAGGUACCGUGGGGUCUUUAUAUCCCGUGUCCGGAGCGUUACAAGAACUACUGUGUCCAUGGAGAAUGCGAGUAUCCUAGCAACCUCUCGCCCCCCACCUGCAGUUGUCAUUCGGGCUUCAUUGGGCCACAAUGUGACAGGAAGGACUAUAAUGUGAUGUACGUAGUACCUGGCUCGGGAAAACUGCGUUACGUUCUGAUCGCAUCCAUCAUUGGAGCUCUGCAGGUGGCCAUUAUCUGCCUUGUAGUGCUUUGCAUCACACGAAGGUGUCCACGUGGGAAUCGGAUAGCACGGCAGAAACAAAACGUUCCACACUUCAACUCCGAAAACACCCUGCGGGCCUCCACCAGACUCAUCUGACGAACCCUUAAACUUACAGUGACAUGUGCUAAAGACAGCAGAGAAAGGCCCCAGGGAAUUGUGGGAACACACACACCCCUCCAGACAGGUGUGUAAGAACUGAGGCGGGACUCCUGGCAUUGUGCAAACCUUCUUGUCUCUUGAUUCCCAUGGGACGCAAACAGGGGAUGGGCCUCAUGGGAUUUUUCCACCUGGCCUGCAGGCUUGAGUAAGGCUGAGUGGGAAAGAGAACAGGCAGUCAGCUUCGUCAGAGCGUACAGCCAAAAACACCCCUUCCCUGGGGUUGCAACAGUCUGGAAAAGAGGAGUGCGCGUGGAUGGAUGGAUGGAUGGAUGGAUGGAUGAAUGGAUGACGGAUGGAUGACUGGAGUGGUGUGCCACAUGUUGCCUUGUAUUUGUUGUCUACGACACCAUCGAAAAAAAUGAGCCCACCAAGGCUCUCUUUGAUUAUGUAUUAUAUAUUUCCAAUAGGUUAACAUACUUGUGAUGUUCUUUUUCUUCGUUUUUAUUCGCUGUAAUGUAAAUAAAUAAUUUAUAUCAUGUGA